CAAGGCACAUGGCGGGAAAAGGGGUCAUCAUGGGGAAGAUUAUCUUCUAUGAGGACAAGAACUUCUCUGGGCACAUUUUUGAGUGCAGCAAUGAUUGUGCGGACCUGACGUGUCUCCUCAAACACUGCAACUCCAUCCGGGUGGAGAGCGGAUGCUUCAUGAUCUAUGAAAAAUCCAACUACGGUGGGAACCAGUACUGCCUGAAGAGAGGAGACUAUCCGGACUUUCAUCACUGGACGGGCACCAACGACUCCAUCUGCUCCUGUCGCUUCAUCCACAUGGAGCAGUGUUCGUUCAACAUGCGCCUGUAUGAGCGGAUCGAGUUCGGAGGCCAGAUAAUGGACCUGAUGGAAGACUGUCCCAGCGUCAUGGACCGCUUCCACGUCAAUGACAUCUUCUCCUGUAACGUGACCGAAGGCAACUGGCUAUUCUAUGAGCACCCGAACUACCGGGGCAGGAUGUACCUGAUAAAGCCCGGAGAUUACAAGAGGUUCAGCGAGUGGGGCGGCAGGAGCGCCAGGGUCGGCUCCAUCAGACGCAUCCUGGACUAUUGACGAUGAUGUUUUUGGGGAUCCCAGAGCUGCAUGGAAGCUUGGAAAGCCUUCAUGCUCAGAUAAUGACCCACAAGACUGUAUAGAAAGUACAAAACACUGUAUGUGACGCUCAGUUUGACUGUUAGUAAUAUUUUACUUCCAGGAUUAAGACAAAAUCCUGAAGAGCUUUAGAAAUAUGAAUCAGUGUUGAUUCCCUGAUGCUAGGAUGGACUCAUUGCAAAGCAUCAUACAUCAAGAGCACAAAUAACAACAACAAAACAUUGUUUUGGACCUGUUGUUGAUCAAACACUUACCACCGUAAUAAAGAAAUUGCAAAAUGGA
This is a messenger RNA of Sebastes umbrosus (honeycomb rockfish), 875 nucleotides long. RefSeq names its product gamma-crystallin S-1-like. NCBI's taxonomy places the organism in Eukaryota, Metazoa, Chordata, Actinopteri, Perciformes, Sebastidae. Gene Ontology annotation, molecular function: structural constituent of eye lens. The record is from RefSeq and is a predicted model, not a curated record. The transcript has 3 exons. Gene Ontology annotation, biological process: visual perception; lens development in camera-type eye. Bases 9 to 554 code for a protein of 181 amino acids.